This is a messenger RNA of Lycium barbarum (goji berry), 5709 nucleotides long. RefSeq lists its product as uncharacterized. The coding region runs from base 193 to 5241 and encodes 1682 amino acids. The record is from RefSeq and is a predicted model, not a curated record. The transcript is spliced from 20 exons. Gene Ontology annotation, molecular function: ATP binding; ATP-dependent chromatin remodeler activity. Lineage: Eukaryota; Viridiplantae; Streptophyta; Magnoliopsida; Solanales; Solanaceae.
AUCCACUAAAUAAAUUCCCGUCAUCAUAAUCGCAGACCCAAGCAAACGAUCCCUAACAUGACAAAGUCGGUUAUUGAUAGGAACAGGAGUGUCAGUUUAUAAGCUCCCUCCCGCAGUACGGAUUCAUCAAUCCAAAUGUUUGGAAUUUCGUCAUAACAAAACUCAACAGUUGUACUCCCGGGAAAUUAAGCAAUGGGUAGGAGGAAAUCUAAGCCAAAUCGUUCAGUAGGAAUUUUGGAAGGAGAAGUUCCUAAGGGGAAAUUAAACAGCAAAACUGAUGCUGGAACUGCGGAAAAGGAUGAGUCUUUUGUAGUUGAUGUGCCAUUUUUUGUUGAAAUUGAUCGGUCUAAUUGGUUAUCGGAUGAACAUAUGGAUAUUUCUGAAAUUGUUUUGUCAGACUUGAAUGUUAGUGACGAGUUUUGUCGUUAUAUAUUGGAUGAGGAGUUCUACCGGGAUUCAAGGUAUUUAUUGAGGUUUAGGGUGAGUAAUGUUAAUGAGUAUCUUACUAGGAUAAAGUUAGGUCACUGGCCUGUAUUAUCUGCUAGUAGUAUGUGUCUGGAAAUUGUAGCUAAACAGGAGAAGGAGGGUUUGGAGGAAACUGUUGUGUUGGUGGUGGGGAAUUUUGAUGGACCUGAUGAGGGUAUAUCGGGGCUAGUCCAUUUGGCUAGUUUGAAGUUCUUGACAUUGAGGCCUGUUAUUACGGGGCAUAUUGUUCCAAGUUGUUUAUCAUCAAUACGGGUGAGGGUGGAGAUUUUAAAAAGCGCAUUUGAUGCGUGUGAGUCACUUCUUGAUACAUCCAGACAGCUAUGGAAAAAGAGCAUGAUGCAUGUGAUGGCUUGGCUACGUCCAGAGGUUGUGACUUCAGAAGCUAGAUAUGGAUACGAGGUGGCAGCACAUGCAGAUAUUGGUCUAGCUUCAGGGCCGGAUGAAUGUUCUUCUGCUGCAAGGAAACUUUCUAGGUUUGAUGUAGCUAGUUUCUAUGAAGCUAUUAAGCCAUCAAAGGAGGAGCCGAUGCUUGAUGAUGACCUCCCUGAUUUGCUUCCUAAGCUUAGACCUUACCAGCGUCGUGCCGCUUAUUGGAUGGUGCAGAGGGAGAAAAGAAAUUCCGAUGGAUCUUUGCAAAGCAAAAUAAAUCACUGUAUUUCUCCUCUAUGUAUGCCACUGAGUUUAAUUGACACCACUAUAACAAUAUAUUACAAUCCAUUUUGUGGAAAUGUAUCCUUGCGUCCAGAGAGCACCCCGGCAGUUGUUCCUGGUGGUAUUUUAGCUGAUGAGAUGGGGCUGGGAAAAACUGUUGAGCUGCUUGCUUGUAUCUUUGCACAUCAGGUGGCAUCAUCUUCCAUUGGCAAUUUUACUGGUGAAUUUCUGCGUGAUGAGGGUCAGAAGAAUAGUCUGAAAAGACUGAAAAGAGAGCGUGUAGAGUGUAUAUGUGGUUCUGUGAGUGAAAGCAUCAGAUAUAAAGGAUUGUGGGUUCAGUGUGAUGUUUGUGAUGCAUGGCAACACGCAGAUUGUGUGGGCUAUUCGCCUAACAAGAAAUAUACAAAAUCUAAGGCAAUCUUAAAUGAGCAGGAGUCAACUGGGAAUAUGCACAAGCGUGCUAAACGAAAAAACGAUGUUAAAAUAGUUGAAACGGAAGGCCGCUAUAUCUGUCAGCCGUGCUCAGAACUGAUCCAAGCCUGUGUAGCGCCAGUUGCCUCAGGUGCAACUCUUAUAGUGUGUCCAGCUCCUAUAUUGCCCCAGUGGCAUGCUGAAAUUGUUCGUCAUACAAAUCCUGGUGCUGUGAAAACAUGCAUUUAUGAAGGAGUGAGGAACAACUCUUUAUCACAAACACCCUUGCCAGAUAUAAAUGAACUUCUCAGUGCCAACAUUGUUUUGACAACUUAUGAUGUACUGAAAGAGGACUUAUCACACGACUCUGACAGGCAUGAAGGUGAUCGUCGAGCUCUAAGAUUUGAGAAAAGAUAUCCUGUCGUACCUACCCUACUAACAAGAAUAUUAUGGUGGAGAAUAUGUCUGGAUGAAGCUCAAAUGGUGGAGAAUAAUGCUGCUGCUGCAACUGAAAUGGCACUAAGACUAUAUGGAGUUCAUCGAUGGUGCAUUACAGGGACUCCCAUACAAAGGAAGCUUGAUGAUUUGUUUGGUCUUUUGAGAUUCCUAAAGGCAAGUCCUUUUAAUACUUUUAGGUGGUGGACCGAUGUUAUACGUGAUCCUUAUGAGAGGGGAGAUUCCAGAGCGAUGGCUUUCACGUAUGAUUUCUUUAAGCACCUAAUGUGGAGGUCAUCAAAGGUGUAUGUUGCUGAUGAACUGCAACUUCCACCUCAAGAAGAAUGUGUCUCUUGGCUUUUUCUUUCACCAAUUGAAGAGCAUUUUUAUCAAAGGCAGCAUGAGACGUGUGUGAAUGAUGCUCGUGAGCUUAUUGGAAGUUUCAAAAAUGAUAUAUACAAGAGAAAAGCACCUGGUUCCCAAUUGGAAGAUGCUGCAUCUGAUGUUGUUAUCACCAACAUAGAGGCUGCAAAGCUCUUUCACUCACUUCUAAAACUACGCCAAGCCUGUUGCCAUCCCCAAGUUGGGAGCUCUGGGUUGCGAUCACUACAACAGUCUCCCAUGACUAUGGAGGAGAUCCUGUCGGUUCUGGUGAGUAAGACUAAGGUAGAAGGAGAGGAAGCCCUCCGGAGAUUGGUUGUUGCUUUGAAUGCACUGGCGGGUAUUGCUAUAAUUAAUCAAACUUAUUCCCAAGCCGUAUCAUUAUACCAAGAAGCACUGGAUGUAGCAGAAGACCAUUCCGAAGACUUCCGAUUGGAUCCUUUGUUAAACAUCCAUAUUACACAUAACCUUUCUGAGGUACUGCCACUCAGUUCUGACAGUUCGCAAAAGCUUGAAUGUGCACCUGGAAGCGCAAGAGAUAAAGUACCCAACAUGGAAGAUGCUGGAGAAAACGAUAAAGGUGCUGUACUCAGGGAAGACAAAGUUAAGGAAGAAAGCAUGUUAUCGUCUAACUCUGACGAUCCAUCCAACUUAAUGCCAAAAACAUUGGCAAAAGAUUUUGUUGAUGAAAAUUCUGACACUACGUUAAAAUUUUCCAAAUGUGCAAGUUAUCGAUCAUUGACAACAGCAUGUGAAAAGUUGAAGGAAAAAUUCCUGUCUGUUUUUAAUUUGAAGCUGGCAGGGGCCCAACAAGAAUUCAAAAAGUCAUAUGAUCAGGUAUGUAAUGCAUUUAGUGAUAGAAAGAACCAGUAUACUGCUUGGUGGCUGGAAGCUUUGCAUCAUAUCGAGCAAAACAAGGACUCCUCAAAUGAAUUGAUCAGGAAAAUAGGAGAAGCUGUUUCUGGGACUCUGAACACCUCUAGGGCAUCAAAGCUUGCUCCCUGUUUCCGCAGCAUAACUGCUUUGAAGAUUUAUAUUCAGAGUAGUCUAGAUUCACUGGAAAGUUCGAGGGAAUCUUUACUUGUUAAGCUUUUGGAAAUUGACCAGACAAUGGGCAACCCUAGGAAGGAGGAUAUUGCCCGUGUUAGAUACUGUCCAAAAUGCUAUGCUGAUGCUGAAGGGGUAUUAUGUGUUCACUGUGAACUAAAUGACUUGUUCCAGGUUUAUGAAGCCAGACUCUUUCGUCUUAACAAAGGGAAGAGUGGAGAGAUGAUUACAUCUGCUGAGGAGGCUGUAGAUCUGCAGAAAAAGAAGUCUGCACUGAAUCGUUUCUAUACAACUUUAGCCCGAACAGACAUGAAUUCAGGUUCAGCUACCACCGAAUAUGAAGAUUCUGGAAAGAAGAGGGACUUAGAGAACAUUAUGGUGUCCAAAGCUCCAUCUGAUUUGGAAGUAGUGUUGGGCCUUAUCAAGAGCAAUUCCAGGGGCCUGUUAGAUGCUGAAGGUGUAUUGGCAGCCAGAAAGCAGCUGCAGCUUCUUGAGGGUAUGCGAAAGGAGUAUGUGCAAGCAAGAAUCCUGGCAACAGCUCAAGCGCAUGUUUUACGUGCUCAUGAUGAGAUUAUGAUGGCAACUUCUCGACUACGCUUAAAAGAAGAUGAGAAUGACAAAUCUAUUGAUGCCUUGGAUCUGGGAGAAUUAGAUGCAGCCAGUGCUGAAUGGUCUAGCGAAAAGUUUUUCUUUUUAUCUUCUUUAUCAAGAAUAAAGGGGCAGCUUCGCUACUUGAAGGGUUUGGUACAAUCCAAACAAACUAACCAUCUUGCAAGUACUGAAAAUUCGACUAUAGCUGAAGCCAAAAUUGUCUCAGCGGCUCAUGCAGAAGAAGAAAAAGAAUACCAAGCUACUAUUGAGGAAGAUACAUGCCCUGUUUGUCAAGAGAAGCUCAAUAAUCAACAGAUGGUGUUCCAAUGUGGGCAUGUCAUCUGUUGUAAAUGUUUGUUUGCAAUGACUGAAAAGAGAUUAGCCCUUCAAGGGAAGCCUCACGUUAACUGGUUAAUGUGCCCAACUUGUAGACAGCAUACUGACUGCAGAAAUAUUGCUUAUGCUGUUGACCGACAGAAUAAGUCAUAUCCAUCUUCUUCUAUAGUCUCUGAGAAUUCUGAAGCUUCUACAAAUGUCCAAGGUUCAUAUAGUACAAAGAUUGAAGCUGUUACCAGGAGAAUUUUAUGGAUCACUUCCACAGAUCCAGCAGCUAAGGUUCUUGUCUUUAGCAGUUGGAAUGAUGUGCUUGAUGUAUUAGAGCAUGCGUUUGCAGCUAACAACAUAACUUUUGUGCGGAUGAAAGGAGGAAGGAAAUCACACGUUGCCAUUAGCCAAUUCAGAGGCCACGGCAGCAAUGUCAAAGAAACUGGCAAGAGACAUGUGGGCCAACCAGAAACUAGAUCCAUUCAAGUGUUGUUGCUCCUGAUCCAGCAUGGAGCCAAUGGUCUCAAUCUUCUGGAAGCCCAGCAUGUUAUACUUGUUGAACCGCUGCUGAAUCCUGCAGCAGAGGCACAAGCCAUUGGCAGAGUGCAUCGAAUUGGGCAAGCACAUAAGACUCUUGUUCACCGUUUUAUAGUGAAAGACACAGUUGAGGAGAGCAUAUAUAAGCUGAACAAGAGCAGGAAUACUGGUUCAUUUGUUAGUGGCAACCGAAAGAAUCAAGAUCAGCCCGUUUUGACGCUAAGAGAUGUUGAAUGCUUAUUCAGGGUGGCACCUUCCACUGAUGAAAAGGCAACUGGGAGCUUGACGCAUUUUCCACCUUCUGUUGCUGCUGCUAUAGCUGCUGAGAGGAGGCUUAGGGAACAAUCAUCUUGUCAAGAGCCACCGGAAAACUGUUGAAUAAACAAUUUUUUGCUGUUGAAGGAACAACUAGGAUCUCAUUCUAGGAUCUCAUUCCCAUGGCAUGAUCCUAUUUCAUUCUUUUUUUAUUUCACCUUUAUUUCAUGCAGAGGACCUGAAUGAAGGAUUCGUCGAUUUAUCAUGCUAUCCGCAGAAGCAGUGGAAUGUCCAUGAGAGAAGAGAUUGUUGCUGCGAGCAAAUUUCUAGUAGCAGCUUGCUUUAUUCAUAGUUAUCUUGUCAGGGUGCAUGCAGCCUUUUGUCGUGGGUUCAUCUGAAUCUAGUAUUUUCGACUUGGAGCAUAGAUAUAUGUGAAAAUUCCCUAAAAUUUCAACAAAUGCUAUAACCUGAAUCCAUAAGUUCAAAAGUACAAUGAGUUUAGUUUUAAAAUUUAAAGGUCGAACUCAUCAAGUUUAUAUUGGACCCGCCUCUAUAUGUUGUAUAUAACAGUUGCUAUAACAGUUGCUGUGA